UUUGCGGUACGACACGAUGAAUGCAGCGCCCGAUUUUGGUACCACAAUCCGGCAGAACAGUUCACCGAAGCAUGACUUUCCGCUGCAGAAUGGACCGAACCAUCCGGGCGAGUACCAGAAUUACAUCGGCGCUGGUGGAGGCGGUGGUGGCGUUGGCAUGGGAAUGCAAAGUCAGCAACAGCAGCAACAGCAGCAGCAGGAUUUGACCAUCGAUGGUAUACCGAACAAUUUCCCCCAUCGACGAUCGCGAGCGUCGAGAACGUUCAAGAAUCCACCCCAACCUCACAUGUGCAUCAAGGAGCGUACCGUCGACGGGAAGGAGGUGUUCAUCAACGUGCUCAGCUGGACGCGUAUCGCCAAUCCGGACAAUCCGGACGCACCGAUACCGCUGUAUGGUGGCAUGAAAGUGGGCAAGAUACCACCCGGUAGCCCGAAAGCGCCACCUCUAGUCUAUGCCGUGAUGGCCAGCCCCGAGGUACUGAAGAAGGCUGGUCGUAAAUGUCCUGACACACCGGAACGAAUGAAUCUGGUCGAUUUGAUGUGCGAGUUUGUGGAGGCCAUGAAUCCUUCUUUGCAUCUCUCCAGAAAACCUGAAAUACUCAAGGAUCGUGACUUGUCCGGUGAGCUGAAAGACGUGUGGAGUGCGGUACAGGCGUGUCGUGAUAAGGGCCGUUCGGAUAAUGGUCCUCCCGAGAAUCUAGUCGUGUACACCGAAUUCGGUCCGGACAGUGCACCCAGCUACGAGCAAACGAUACAGCAGCAUCAGCAGCAACAACAACAUCAGCAAAAUCAGCUACAAUAUCAACAACAAUACGAUCAGCUUCCAAAUUUACAAGAACAACAGGGCCGUUUUCCAUUAUCAGUUGCCUCGGCGCAACAACAGCCACAACAACAACAACAACAACAACACCAUUACCCUUAUCAUCAUCAACAUCAAAGUGCAAUUAAUCACAACAACCACAACAACAGCCACUCCUCCGUACUAAGCAGUAUUGAACAGCAGAUCUCAACGAUAUCCGUUGCGGACGGUUCCAGUCCACUGGAAGGUACCAACGGUAGCAUCACGUCAGCUUCCGCGAACGGUUCGAACGUCCUUCCCGAUGAGAUGAUGCUAACGAAGGAAACCGAAAGUCUGAAACUGUCUUCUAGCAAUGGUACGGCAAGCAAAACCAACGGAACCACACUGCCUAACACGGAUACUGGUGCGAAUGCGACAGCGCCGCCCCCCACAAUGACCUCGUCCUCUUCUCCAACUGUGCCACAAACGUCACCGACAAACGCCAGUACGCCAGCAUCGGUGAUGCCUGCAAAAGAGCCGACAAAAAGCUCCUCGGGACACAACUUUUUUCCGAUGUUUCGAUCGUCGAAAAGUAGUAAUAGUAGUAGUGCUAGUGGUACUACUAACAGUAAUGGCGGCAGUAGCUCUUCUACCAACAACGGACAGCUAAGCACAGGUACUGGAGAUAAACCUUCCGUCAAUGGCGAUUCAACGGCGGGAUCCACUCCGACCGGUGACAAUGGCACGCCGGAACCGACGAAAGCAACUAAACCGAGCAGUAAAAAGAGUGGAUUAAACUUUUUCCGACGAAAUAAAUCAUCGACGGACGCGGGCAGCAAGAAGGAACCGUCGACCCCAACCAAACAACCUCCAGCCGGUGGUGGUGUACUACCAACCGGAAUCUCUUCCGCAACGUCCGCUCCUGCAACGCCGGCCGCAACUGGUGCAGCGGCUACCGGAUCGGAAGCAAAACUGCAAACGCUUAUGGAUAAUGAUGCCAUAUCGCACGGAAAUCAUCGUGUUGGCCAUCAUCCCUAUCAUCUGGAUAAUGGUGGGAAUGGUGGUAACGGCGCUGGAGAUGGUGCUAAUAGUGGAGGGUCUAGUGGAGAAAUACUUGAAGCAAGUGCGGCCACUAUCGCAGCAAAGUAA
Molecule: messenger RNA, 1927 nt
Organism: Anopheles maculipalpis
Lineage: Eukaryota; Metazoa; Arthropoda; Insecta; Diptera; Culicidae
Product: putative mediator of RNA polymerase II transcription subunit 26
Exons: 4
Coding region: 17-1927 (636 amino acids)
Cellular component (GO): cytoplasm
Source: RefSeq, a predicted model, not a curated record